This is a messenger RNA of Meyerozyma guilliermondii ATCC 6260, 711 nucleotides long. It is a transcript of the gene MED20, whose product is annotated as Med20p. Gene Ontology annotation, cellular component: mediator complex. Gene Ontology annotation, biological process: regulation of transcription by RNA polymerase II. Lineage: Eukaryota; Fungi; Ascomycota; Pichiomycetes; Serinales; Debaryomycetaceae. The record is from RefSeq and is a predicted model, not a curated record. The transcript has 2 exons. Bases 1 to 711 code for a protein of 236 amino acids. Gene Ontology annotation, molecular function: transcription coregulator activity.
AUGAUAAAUGUAAUUUGGGUGCGACUGGUGAGCAUUAUUCUCGUCUCAAACGCGACUCCAGAUACGAUUUUGCAGUUCCAUGACCAAUUGCUGAACGAACUUCCUGUUCUAAAAGGUAACUGGAACUUUAGCUUCAAGAUUUUCAGAAACAAUCCCUACUCAAUUCCUCCAGAAAAAGCUUUGGAAUUGCUGCAGUCCGACGAGUCCAAGUACUUACACACCUGGUCACCAUCCUACUUACCUGGAACGGGCGUAGCACUCAUUAACAAGUCUUCGUCAUGUGUCUUUUCUCAAGUAAUUGCUGAAGAAGCGGGUAAUGAAAAUGUUGAAUUUACCAUUCCAGACGCUCACCUUCACCAGGGAGCCACUACUGGGCUCAAUGACCCAUUUGACUACUUUGUUGCUCAAAAACUUCAAAGCAUGUGGACCCAAAGACAAACCGUGAAAGGCGAUGGAGGAGAAAUUUACGAACUCGAAAACGAGCGGGUGAUCAUACGAACCUCUAAUGUGUUUCUACAUGGUGUAUUCAAAGGUUUAUUGAUUCAAAUUGAAAUCCCAUCAAUAACUACCGCUGAUGCUACUGUGUUCGAUCCCGUAAUUCAACGCUACAGAAUUCCCCAAGGAAGGAUAUGCGCUGAAGUUUUGGACCCGAACUUAUUGGACAAGUACGGAGACUUGUGCUUGCAAUUGGCCGAGAUUCUCAACUUUUAG